CAAACACAUGUCGAAGCAUAGUCAGAGCACUCAGACUCUCUAAAGGAAUGAAAUUAUGUUUGAGCGCGACUGUAAGGCAAAAGAUACAGAGAGACGCGCUUUGAAAGCUAUUUCAGAAAACGCUGUUUUGUGCGGAGCUGUCCAAGGUGGGGUAGGAUGAUGGAAUGAAGCACCUGUUGCUAUGCAUAUGUCUACAAGAGAUAACGAGGAUGCAUUUAAUCCAUCUCGAAUUGGAAUACUGUCACCAAAAGUUAGAAAUGGAUUGGCAACUAUGAUACCUUUUGAUUUUGUAAGCUACUUAGGACCUAGGUGUUUUUUUAUGUUACAAGUGGGCACUUUUUAACCGAAAUGUAUAACUGCGGUCAAUCUCUUCACGGCUGGGUGACACUUAUGAGCAAAAUGCAUGUUAUGGAAUGUGAUGUUUAGAUGGUAGCUAGGCUGUAAAUAAUCAGGUUAAUCUGGAAACCAUUACAUGUUGGUCAAUGAUUUACGAGCCUAAUCCUUAGGAGUGCCCAUUUUAAUUCGAGAUCGUGAUAUGGACAUGGAAAAAGUCAGGUGCGUUAAUGAGAUGCCACAAGGUGCUUGGAGAGACGCUCGCGCUGCAGGCUCUGCGGCUCGCUGAUGCCUUGGCACACUUCACGCGCGUCAAUGACGCUAGCUCCGUGGUUAAAGCUUUCACGGCUCGUCCUGCUGACUGCGUGUCUUUCCUCGUGGCUGGUGGUCCAGGGAUGCGGGCCGGGCCCCGGCUAUGGCAACCGCCCGAGGCAGCGCAAGCUGACUCCAAUGUCGUACAAGCAAUACGUACCUAGUGUCUCUGAGAAUAAUCUGGGUGCGAGCGGAAGAGCGGAGGGCAGGAUCACGCGCAUUUCUGAGCGCUUCAAUGAGCUGGUGUGCAACUACAACACUGACAUUGACUUCAAAGACGAGGAGCAUACCAAAGCCGACCGGUUCAUGACCAAGCGUUGCAAGGACUGCCUUAAUAAAUUGGCCAUAGCAGUGAUGAACCAGUGGCCUGGGGUCCGACUGCGAGUAACAGAGGCCUGGGAUGAGGAUGGGCAUCACCCCCCUGGUUCUUUGCAUUAUGAGGGCCGUGCUGUCGACAUCACCACCUCAGACCGGGACACCAAGAAAUAUGGCCUUCUUGCACAGUUGGCAGUGGAGGCUGGAUUUGACUGGGUGCACUACGAAUCCAAGUAUCACGUGCACUGCUCUGUCAAAGCUGAUAAAUCUGUAGCAGUGGAGAAAGGGGGCUGCUUUUCAGGAUCAGGACUUGUUACAGUGGCUGGGGGUGCGCAAAAGCCUAUGUCAUGUUUGCUGCCUGGAGAGAAGGUGCUUUCAUUGUCUGGGUCAGGUGAAAUUGUUCUCAGCCGUGUACUUCUCUUUCUACAUCGAGAUAGCGAGAGCAGAUCCACUUUUCUCAUUUUUGGCACAGAAAAUGGACAACAAAUGGCACUUACUCCCAACCAUCUCAUAUUUGUGACUUCAAGUUUCAAGCUGCACCACGAGUAUCAUGCUGUAUUUGCCAGAAGAGUUAGGAUUGGGGACUAUAUACUUACUACUGGAGGGGAUAGAGGAAUUCGGCCAUCCAAGGUAGUCUCUAUUUUAUUGGAGGAGAGGAUGGGGGUUUAUGCCCCUUUGACAGAACAUGGGAAUUUAUUUGUGGAUGGCGUGCUGGCUUCCAACUACGCUUUUGUUGAGGAUCACAGACUCGCACACUGGGCAUUUUGGCCAUUGCGCCUCCUGUUUGGCUUUUCCCAUUUAGAGAUGGAAGAGAACUCACAAACAAUGUUACUUAAAAGCAGUCCCAAGGUCUCUAUCUGUUCCACAGUUCUGACCUUCUUCACAAAUGUGAUUCACAAUAGUUCAGGCAUGUCUUCCAGCACAUGCAGCAAAUUCCAAGAUGCCACAGAUGCAAUGGAAAAUGAACACAGUAUUUUGCAACACUGUGAUUGGGCAGAUGGCCCAAAAAAGGUUUACUGGUAUGCAAGGCUUUUGCACACAUUAGGACAAAUAUUUCUUGACCCUCAGAAGUUUUACUGAUGGGCAAAACAGAAUAUGUGGGCUUAAUACCAACUACACCUGUCUGUGAGGGCUAUAAAACCCUUUGUCUUUCAGAAAUUAUAUUUUUUAAACUACUGACCAAAACAUAAAUGCAACAGGCACUAAAGUUUGUAUAAUUAAACACCAAAUAUAACACGAGUUACAAUUAUUUCACUCUUUAGAAUGUUAUUUUUGUUGUCACUAAGCAUACAUGUGAAAUAUUGUGUAACUUAAAAACUGUAUUUUUUUUUCCAAAAAUGAACAAGAUCUCAUUAAUAUAAUCUCCGUAUAGAUCAUUUUGAGAUUCAAAAUGCAAAUUUGUAUUCUGUUGUUUGUCAAGAAAAUAUUUUCAAAGAGUAAUAAAUA
Messenger RNA from Xyrauchen texanus (razorback sucker), 2406 nucleotides. RefSeq names its product desert hedgehog protein A-like. The transcript is spliced from 3 exons. Gene Ontology annotation, molecular function: patched binding; calcium ion binding. Bases 622 to 2040 code for a protein of 472 amino acids. Gene Ontology annotation, biological process: cell-cell signaling; smoothened signaling pathway; multicellular organism development. Lineage: Eukaryota; Metazoa; Chordata; Actinopteri; Cypriniformes; Catostomidae. The record is from RefSeq and is a predicted model, not a curated record.